AUGACAGAAGGGCACAACAUUCACAACCCCCACCAGGGGCACAACAUUCACAACCCCCACCAGGGGCACAACAUUCACAACCCCCACCAGGGGCACAACAUUCACAACCCCCACCAGGGGCACAACAUUCACAACCCCCACCAGGGGCACAACAUUCACAACCCCCACCAGGGGCACAACAUUCACAACCCCCACCAGGGGCACAACAUUCACAACCCCCACCAGGGGCACAACAUUCACAACCCCCACCAGGGGCACAACAUUCACAACCCCCACCAGGGGCACAACAUUCACAACCCCCACCAGGGGCACAACAUUCACAACCCCCACCAGGGGCACAACAUUCACAACCCCCACCAGGGGCACAACAUUCACAACCCCCACCAGGGGCACAACAUUCACAACCCCCACCAGGGGCACAACAUUCACAACCCUCACCAGAGGCACAACAUUCACAACCCCCACCAGGGGCACAACAUUCACAACCCCCACCAGGGGCACAACAUUCACAACCCCCACCAGGGGCACAACAUUCACAACCCCCACCAGGGGCACAACAUUCACAACCCCCACCAGGGGCACAACAUUCACAACCCCCACCAGGGGCACAACAUUCACAACCCCCACCAGGGGCACAACAUUCACAACCCCCACCAGGGGCACAACAUUCACAACCCCCACCAGGGGCACAACAUUCACAACCCCCACCAGGGGCACAACAUUCACAACCCCCACCAGGGGCACAACAUUCACAACCCCCACCAGGGGCACAACAUUCACAACCCCCACCAGGGGCACAACAUUCACAACCCCCACCAGGGGCACAACAUUCACAACCCUCACCAGAGUUUUAUCAUUGGAAUGUAA
Messenger RNA from Oncorhynchus kisutch (coho salmon), 867 nucleotides. Its product is annotated as histidine-rich glycoprotein-like. The record is from RefSeq and is a predicted model, not a curated record. The coding region runs from base 1 to 867 and encodes 288 amino acids. The transcript has 3 exons. Lineage: Eukaryota; Metazoa; Chordata; Actinopteri; Salmoniformes; Salmonidae.